Molecule: messenger RNA, 4577 nt
Organism: Exophiala viscosa
Lineage: Eukaryota; Fungi; Ascomycota; Eurotiomycetes; Chaetothyriales; Herpotrichiellaceae
Exons: 4
Coding region: 1-4350 (1449 amino acids)
Source: RefSeq, a predicted model, not a curated record
AUGCCUACAACCGCAUCGAAUGCAGCACAAGCCGCCAGCUCAAGCCUGAUGACCUCUUUUCACUGGGACACUGAAAACAUUUCAAAAAGACAUUCCUACGUCGACCCCAAAACAAGGUUCCGAGUUGGCUCACGCUGUGCCUGGUACCCAACAGAGUACUUCGAGGAUCACGUGUGGACAGGAUUCCUCCUUCCAAAGCUCUCGAACGUGUUCAACAGGAACCAAAAGGAAAUCUUUGGCUCACGACGCAAGCCGUUCGCAGAGAUCAAAUGCUACAUGACAAGUGGAUCAACGGAAUGGAAGGCAAGCAGACCAAGUGUCGUCGCGUCGAGCGAGAAACCUAAAAUCGCCCAAAAGAUCAUCUCAGUACUGUCAAAGAACCCCAUCAUCUCUCGACUCGGUUCCGGCUUCGACUUCUAUGCUGACCCAGACCCAGCCGAUACCAAACUAAGCGCCUCGACUACAACGCUCUACCCGCCAGAACUUGGAGCCACAGCAUCCAGUUUGUGUGGCAUCAGAAUCCUGAUCGCGCCCCAACCUGGAAGCGGCUCGUUAAAGUGGACGCAUGCUACGCUUGGUGGUCUAGUUCAGAUCGACAAUACUGUUUACGGCCUUACUGCUGCCCAUGUCUUUUCAGGUGAUACCGACUCGGGAAGCUAUUCCACAGAGAAUAGCGAGAGCGAGCAGAAUGAUUCUUCUCGGACCUCAUUCGCGCUCACCAAUUCAGCGGCCUCGGUGUAUUCUAGCACCUACCUGUCCCAGGGCACGACGGUGUAUAUUGACCCUGCCAAAUACACACGGACUAUCGACGACGGUGAUGUAUGUGAAGUACUCGAAGACGGAGACAGCCCCAACGUGCAAGGAGCACUCGUGCUUGGAGAGCUAUAUGGAACUGGUUCACAGGGCCCUUGGCUUAGCACCAGUAGAGAUUGGGCUCUCAUCAAGAUAUCAGACCCGAAGUACCACUUACCCAAUACUUUACAGUUCAACGGAAGGACAAUAGAAUGCUCUAGCAUCGCAACGAGUUUAACGCGUGGGCAGGUUGCAGUCGCCUCGGGCUUCACAGGGGUACGCUUAGCAGGAAGUUCGGGAAGGACAAGGGGCGUGCUUAUCCCUGGAGCGCCGGAAAUGAUAGCCUUGUGGACUAUUGACGGUAGCAGUUUGCCGGGCGAUUGCGGUAGCUGGGUGAUAGACCUUACCAGCGGUCAAGUCUAUGGUAUGCUACUGGCAUCCUCAAAGGAGCAGAACUGCUCUUAUUGCUUGUCGAUGUCGGAAAUCUUCGACAGCAUCACUUCUACUCUCGGAGUAAAUCAGCCGACCAUAUUUGAUCCCAGGGAGCAGCACCUCGGUUUGGCUGGGCUCGUUAGACCCAGUAUCACAGAUGCGCCGGCACCGACGCAGAAUUCAGGCCCGGCUGGAAAUACAUCCGCCCAAGAAGCAUUUUGCGGAAAGCAGGCCACUACUGACCACUACCAGUCCACUACCGAUAAGCCUGUCGUGGAACCACUGUUACCACGCGUCACUAUCACCAUGCCCGACACCACCAAAGAGCACGAUGAGCCAGCUAUAGUCAGCGAAGAAGGUACCCCUUCCUUGCCAGUGGCUUACGAUCCUGAUGAUGGGACUUUACUCAAGGCUGUCCAAUGUGGGGCCUCUCGCUACGAGCUUCCAACUACAAAGGUCGACAAGUCCGUGGCCCAGAAACUAGGCUACGAAAUAUGGCAAGGACAAUUCUCAAGUAUUGUCGAGACAUACGGCAAGGAGUUCAGUUUCAUUCAGCUUGUCCAGGAAAGUCGACUACAAAGCCGCAUCGUGUGCGCUCCAAACGCGUCUCUCGAGAGCAUACCUGAGAAUGAUGGAAAGAAACUCCCUUUGGGUGCAGGCACAACCGGCACCGAGGAAGUCACCGAAGGUUUCCCCAGCCCUGGAGGGCCUAGUGAAGAUAUAGCCUUUAGACUGGCGCAGGAGCUCGAACAUGACGAUGAGGUUGGCCCAUACCGAGUAGAUCCUGCUAAAACAUGGGAUCCUGAUCUAUCGCAGAUUGAGAGAGCCUCUCCACUGAGUAAGGCGCUUUUGCACAGAUCACAAACUCGGGCCAGCCAGGAAGACAACGCAACCAGAGUGGUCGACAUUCAAGCAAACGACGGCACUGAUCUUGAAGACCAGGGGCUUGAAGAGAGAGUAGCGAAGUCAAAGGACAAGGAAUGGUACUACCUCAGUCCUUCACAGGGAACAUCGCGGAGUGGCUAUGUCAAAGCAGCACGUCGAGAACGAGGCCGGCCGCGGUCCCCACCGAGACGCAGGACUAGAGGGACAGGUGAGACGGUGGUCCUUUGGCAAGACGAACAAGACAGGGACAAUCGACGAGACUUUGAUCGUGAAGGGGUCACGACCCGACGACAAAACAGCGUUGAGAGAACUCGGGGCGGCGGAGUGCAGCGCUGGGACUCGGAUUAUGGCAACGCAAGGCCUGGCUAUACCACUCUGAGAAGAGAUGUUGGAAAUGAUGAUGCGAGGAACAUCAGAAGCGAGUCAUUUGCCUCGAGGAGAACAGAUAAGACUGAAGACAUCUCUGUGACUCGGAGCGAGAGCAUUCCCAGAGCAAUGACGCACGAUUGGACCUUGUGGGACUCUGACACCAAUGUCGCUGUUGUUCGAAACCGCAAUGGGCCUGGCAGUCCAGCAGAGGAGCUGAACAAGAACGGUAUCAACCGCUCGGAAGCGACGCGAGCUGAGCCAAGAACGGCGUACCGCCAUUUGGAGGCUGCCCAUUACCCAAGUGGGCUAUCUGCGGAGGAGCAGCGCAUGCUGCAGGAAGACAUCGAUGAUCGAAGAGGUGGACAUUCCCCACGACAUUACUAUGAUGGGCUCGAAUCUACUGAUCACAACAAAUUCUCUUCUCAACAAGAAAAGCCUGCGCAGCAUAACAGUCGCAAGCUUGCAGGGUCGGCCUACGCCUCUGGAUCUGAAGAUAACGCACCUCGUGGCUGGAGUUACAUACCAGCUACCACAAAUUCAGGCGAGGAUUCUGAUCGGCAAAACUCGGCCGGUCGUGUGCAGCAGUCUUUUUACAACCCUCCAAGCGCGAGGUCCAGCUUCGCUCAUGAUGGGCCACCAACCGUUGAGCCGGAGCCCAUAUCAGGCUUCGAGUCGAAAGAAAGUCUUGCAUCCGGAGAUGAGGUAAACAGACAACGCCCAAGGAGAGGCACCACAACAAUACCUAAAAGGCUCGUUAGAACCAAGGUGCUGGAUGAGGUGGGGUACAACUAUGUGGAAAUAAAUAGUGAGACGAUCCUGAUUAAGCAUGCUCUGGAGCCGGAAGACAUCGACGAAGUCCUCUCCUUAUCGAACGGGCCACUUUCGAAUAAGUCCGUCCAAGAGGGUAGACCUGACACCCAAUUCGCUCGACGCGAUAGAUCCAGUGGGGAAUUGCCGGCGACACGACCAAUUACCCCUCGUCAUGAACGAAUUCUGCGAAGUCACCGCGACCUACUGGAGGAGUACCGCCGGGCUGAGAAGCGUUUGUUGUUCAAGUGCCAGAUCCAGCAGAUAUUCCUUGAAGGGGAACUCCCGGCUACACCAAGAAUUGGACGCAUCAUGCAACACUAUGAUGAGCAUCUUGGGCCGGUUGGAGGAGACCGUAUUGUGGUGGAAGCGUUGAAGGAAGAUGGAGUUCCCGUCUACCCAAAGCCGGCACGACGAGAGCCCGAGUACACAGACACGACUGAAACAGAUGGUGAGAAUGGUCGAACCACGCUCAACGAUUUGGUCGACAAACUCACCAAUGAACUCCGUCGACUUGGACUCCGGAACAACAAAACGACCGUCGAAGGCGUAGAGCUAGCUGAUGAUAAAACAGCAGCAACGAGCGUUCGUCAUGCUGAAAACCGAGAGCCGUAUCGUUCGGCGCAGCAGCAAAGCCCACCAGGUGUGUCAUCAAAGAUCGAACCCAGCAAUGUGUGGAAUCUUGGCGAUGAGGAAGAGUAUAAACAACUUCAGCAGAAAUAUCGGGCUAUAGCCAUCACCCGAGGACUCAGUUUGGGUCAAAUUGACACGAUAUUGAGCAAGAUUGAUAAGACUCCCGGCCUAGAGGCAGAGGAGUACAACAAGUUUUCACAGCUACAGGCCCUGCGAAAUUUGCUGAUUGAUUUGCCGACAGUGACGGAACAAAAGGAGGUGAGAUGGUGGAACCCACCAGCCAGCAGUCGUCCUGUAUUCGUUGGAGAGGACGAGAGCUAUCGUUCCGAGGAAAUGGCGCCGCUGCCAGAAAGGGGCAUUCCAAGAGGACAGUCUAGACUUGAUACUCCUGACCAUCGUUCAAGGGACAGGACGACCAAGUACACGAGAUAAGCUGUGACAGUGGCCGCACAAUGAGACAGGACGACAAGGUGACUCUGCUUGACGAUGACGGCUUCAUCAAAUUGUACAGAAAAGUCUUCAAGAAUCGACCAAUAGGCAUGAUGGGACACAGCCAGCGCAAAUCAUGGGCACUUUCGUUAAGCUGCCAAGAGCUUUUUUCAGGGUCGGGUAGCCUAAACCUACAGUACCUUAAGUUAGUGAGUCAAACACAUCUUGAC